Messenger RNA from Linnemannia hyalina, 735 nucleotides. The record is from the annotation of a GenBank genome assembly. NCBI's taxonomy places the organism in Eukaryota, Fungi, Mortierellomycota, Mortierellomycetes, Mortierellales, Mortierellaceae.
AUGUCCGAACCAACCGCCACCACCAUCGAGGCAACUCAACCUGACCCAACCGAGCAUACCACUCCCACGCCUACCAAACGCACUCCCGAGGAACACGCCCGCCUCCUAGCCCUGCACACCUCCUACCCACCCAUCUGGCUAACCCCCACAAUCACCCUCGGACCCUGGUUUCCCACCGACCGCGAAACCCUCGUCGAGUACCUCAACGACGCCCGGAUCCAUUCCUACCUCUGUGGACCACCUUUUCCUUACACCUUGGAGAAUGCUGAUUUUUGGCUUGGGAUGCAGGUCGACAGGAUGACGGAGAAGGGGACGCCCUUGGAUUUCUGUUUCAGGGAUAUGAGUAGAGGCGGGAGGGCGGUGGGUAGUAUAGCAGUAUCGAAUGGGAGUGACGAUAUCCUUACUGGAGAUGAUAUCGGGUACUGGCUGGCACCAGAGUACCACGGCCAAGGCCUAAUGACAAAAGCCCUGCGCCUCCUCCUCCACCGCGUCUCAAUGGUCGAAGCCGGAAAACGUAAAUUCAACGCCCACGCCUUCAUUGGAAACUACGCCAGUCGUCGGAUCAUGGAGAAGGUUGGGUUUGUGGUUCAGGAAGGGGAAGGGUGGGAGAGAACCGUUGUGAAGAAUGGGAAGGAGAUUCGGAUGUGGGUGCUGAGGUUGAGUGUUUCGGAUGAGGAUGUUGAAAAGUGGGAGUUGGUUGAGGAGGCUGAACCUUUGGAUUCUCUGGUGGGCUAG